Molecule: messenger RNA, 1997 nt
Organism: Thamnophis elegans (Western terrestrial garter snake)
Lineage: Eukaryota; Metazoa; Chordata; Lepidosauria; Squamata; Natricidae
Gene: GTF2H3
Product: general transcription factor IIH subunit 3
Exons: 13
Coding region: 84-998 (304 amino acids)
Biological process (GO): regulation of DNA-templated transcription; nucleotide-excision repair
Cellular component (GO): transcription factor TFIIH holo complex; transcription factor TFIIH core complex
Source: RefSeq, a predicted model, not a curated record
GGUGGGGGGGACGUCCAAAAAGCAGCACCGGCGUGCCCGUGACGUCACUUUCGGGCGACCCCGGCGGGCCCGUCUGCGCCGCCAUGAGCGGGGACGACGAGGUGAAUCUCCUAGUCAUUAUCGUUGACGCAAACCCUAUCUGGUGGGGCAAACAGGCCUUGUUGGGCUCAGAGCUUACGUUAUCAAAAUGCCUGGAUGCGGCCAUGGUGUUGGGAAACUCGCAUUUAUUUAUGAACCGUAACAACAAACUUGCUGUGAUAGCCAGUCAUAUACACGAAAGCCGUUUCCUGUUUCCUGGAAAAAACUGGGCAGCCCUCGAUCUCUUCGGAGAAUCCGGGGAGUCAAAUAUUUCUGGUAGCAAAGAUGGAAAAUACGAAGUAUUAGCCACCAUAAAUGAAACCAUCGCAGAGGAGAUAAAGGAACUGAUGUCCAAUACUGAAGUGAAGGGGCAGCAGACAGAAACUUUGCUGGCUGGAUCGCUUGCAAAAGCACUGUGCUAUAUUCACAGGCUAACCAAAGAAAGUAAAACCAACCAGGAAAUAAAAUCCAGGAUUUUGGUCAUAAAAGCAGCUGAGGAUAGUGCAUUACAAUAUAUGAAUUUCAUGAAUGUGAUCUUCGCAGCCCAGAAACGGAAUAUUUUAAUAGAUGCCUGUGUAUUGGACUCCGAUUCUGGCCUUUUGCAGCAGGCCUGUGAUAUAACGGGAGGAAUCUACUUGAAAAUUCCAUACAAACCCUCGCUUCUUCAGUAUUUGCUGUGGGUUUAUCUGCCGGAUCAGGAUCAGAGAUCCCAGCUGAUCCUCCCUCCGCCCGUUCACGUGGAUUACCGUGCUGCCUGCUUCUGCCACAGGAAUCUGAUUGAAAUUGGCUACGUCUGCUCUGUGUGUUUGUCAAUAUUUUGCAGCUUCAGUCCAAUUUGCACCACUUGCGAAACCGCUUUCAAGAUUUCGCUGCCGGCUGUCAUGAAGUCUAAGAAAAAGAAAUUAAAGGUCAUGAUGUAGCUGCAUUAUCGCUUUCUCUCGCUCCUCUGCAUGGAAUCCUCUCUCCCAGAUUGCAACUGGAAAGCUACAAAAGUGGAGUGCCGGGAAAACCAAAACGUAUUUUCGAAACGAUCAACAAAGGGCUAAACAUUUCCAGCCAGUGCAUACAUUGUCCAGAACACUGUACUAAACGCGUUUACAAAACCAGGUUUCUGCCACUGGUUUAAACCAACACCUGAAAUCAGAGCAAGGAAAUAAACAAAGUUGGUAUGUAAAACCCAUUUCAUGUAUUUGUAGGUAGAGAAAUCGAACUGGUUUAAGUCUUGACACCUUAGUUCCAAACAAAUCUUUUAUUUAAAUUAAAAUUGUGGUGGAUUGACAUUUCAGGGCUCCUGGGCUGGUCCCUGCAGAAGCUGCCUUGGGGGAGGGAAAGUUUUUGAUUUAAAAAAAAAAAUUCAGAUCACAACUAUUGUAAGCUACAUUUUUCACUAGGGUUAAUAGCAGAUUCCUAAAAGAUUUCCGAUUCUCAUUUUUGAGAGCCGCAUCUGAGUGUGUAUCAGAUUUUUUUUAUGUUUUGGCUGGAAUUUAUGUUAACCCAAACCCACAAAGCUCAUUCCAAUGGAAUUCUCCAUAUUUCUUCUUCAUUUUUUGGUGUAAAAAUUGCCUGCAGGUUUCUCUUUUAUGGACAGUGAAGGUCUCACACCUUCUGUCUAGACAACUUUUGCUCAAGGCAGUUCGGUUGAUUUAAAGAGGCAAAAAAUUAAUAUUUCACCUUGGUUUAUACACAAGUAAUUUAGCAUCAUUCGUUCCAUCCUUUAAAUAUUGUGACUACUUUUCUAAUGAACGAAAAUGAAAGAUUUGGUCUCUUAUUUGGAAGGGGUUGCUUACUUUCUAGAAUUAAUUACGUUUGUUUAAUUAAUUGAACUGCCUCUUCAUUCUUAACUGUUGACACAUUGGAUGCUAUUUUUGUUUUAAUGAUCUUUUUUUCACUGCCCCUCAAUAAAAUUACCUAAGAAGAAA